Messenger RNA from Paramecium pentaurelia, 7496 nucleotides. NCBI's taxonomy places the organism in Eukaryota, Ciliophora, Oligohymenophorea, Peniculida, Parameciidae. The record is from the annotation of a GenBank genome assembly.
AUGUAAAAAGUAGCUUUGGUUUUAUAUGAGUACAUUCAUAAGAAGUACGUAGCCAAGAUGAUCCGUAGAUCAGAUGAUUUGUAUUCACGCCAGGUACGUGAGCCAUUUGAUUGCUUAGAUAGAAUUCGAAAUGGGAGAAGCAGUUAAUUUGAAGGGAAUUCCUUCAGCAGAGCUAAAUAAUGGUAUUCGAUCGUAUUUAUCCUAUCCAUAAAUGUUCCGUGAAUAUGCUAAUAGACCUGGGAAUUGGAUUUUCAUAAUAAUUAAUAUCAUAUGUCUAUCAAUAAUCGAUUUACAGGGUGAAGACUUUUCUCUUUUUUAUUAGUUUGUAAUUCCCUUAUUAACAGGCAUAGCUGCAUUUCUUAUAAAGAUGAUAUACUAUUAAUAUAUCAAAUAUUAAUAGGAUGAACUUAUAAAUAAAAGGAAAGUGACUAUUUUUAAGAGAUUAAAAAAAGUAUGUGCAGUCAAAAAACCUAAAUAAGAAAAAGCGUUGUAGGAGGUUGAUAAUAAGAAUAAUAAUCCUCCUAAAAAUGAAAUUGUUCUACUUUCAGGACCUCGCAAAUAAGACAUUUAUAAACCUAUGAUAAUAUCCUCAUUUCGAGAGGAUAAGAAAAUAAUAUAAUCUCCACCACCAAUUUAAAUUGAAUAGAAAGUUCAAAUAUUUGAGACUGUAUAUUGGGAUUAAAUUGAAGUAGGCGAUAUUAUUUUUUUGUAAAGAAAUGAAAUUUGUCCAGCUGAUAUUCUUAUUUUAGAAUCAAAUUUAGAUCAUUGUUGUGCAGAUGUUACAAGUUUUAGUGGUAAUACAAAUUAAAUUCAAAAAACUCCAAAUAUUUUAACAGCAAUGUCAAGAGUUCAUUAAUUUAAAAAUAAUUGUUUUGAAUAUAGACUAUUAUUAAGUGGAAAAGUGAAUUAUGAUAGAUAAUCAGGUGAUAAAUCUCUUUAUUCUGGUUUUGUUAGAUUAAAGAAUGAUCCUUAAGCUAUUGAUAUAAAAAAAGAAAAUAUAUUAUUUAGAGAAUAAUUAUUAUUGAAUUGUGAUUACAUAUAUGGUUUAGUUUUAUAUGCUGGAAUGACAUCUCGUUAUUAUUACAAUCAACCUAAGAAUAGAAUAAAUAAUUCAUUCUUUUAUACAAAAAUAGAUCGUUAUUUUUAAUUUACUUUAAUCUUAUUAAUAGUAUUAUCCUUUGCAUCUUGGAUGGCAGAAUCUUUACGUUAUAUUUCAUAUGGUAGAGGAUGGAGCCUCUAAACUUUAUCAAAAUAUUUAUUAGGAUAUUUAAAUAUGAUUCCUUAUUAUUUACAUUCUAUUAUUGAUUGUUAAACUCUCAUUUCUAUGAUAAUAAAGAGUCAUCAAUUUAAAUCAAAUACACAAGAAUAAUCUAUUAAAGAUAAAGAUACUACUUUUUAAUUAUAAUCCUUUUAUUCAAGAAUUAAUGAUACUCCUUUGGCUGAUUUGAGUCUUGUAGAUAGUGUAAUUUUUGAUAAAACUGGUACAAUGACUAUACCUUAAUUUAAAUUGAAAAUGAUAUCAAUUAAUGAUUAAAUCUAUAAUAUUAAUAAUAAGACAUUUAAGAAUAAAACUAAUUGGAAAUCCAUAUAAAAAUAAUAAUAAGAUCAUUAUGAAAUUUAAUAAUAUUUUUUAAAAGAUACUCAAUCACCUGUUAAAUAAGCAUCUUAAGUUAAAAUAUCUCCUUCUCCAAAAUAAAUGAAUGGUAGUACUAAACGUUCAUCAAUUAAACCAAUUAAACCAGAAGAAUACAUUUUACCAUCUAAUAGUGAAACUAAUAAUAAUGAUUAAGCUAAUUUUGAUCCUGAAGAAAUGGUUGAUGAUCAUACUAAAUUAAAAGAAAUACAUAAAAGCAAAUAACCUAAAUUAUUCUAAGAUUCUUGGGGUUCCAAUACUGAUAUUGCAAAUGCUAACAAUAAUAAUCCUCCAAGUUAAACUAAUCAAUAGAAUCCUUCUUAAUAAAAUGAAAUUAAAAGAUAAACCUAUGUUUCAGGUGUUACUAUUAGAAGAAAAUAAAGUAUUAAAUUGGAUAGAACCGAUAAAUAAUCACGUAAAUUAUAAUUUGAAAAAUCAAUGGUAUUUACUAAAUUUCUAUCAGAUGAAGGUGUAAAAGCAUCAUUUGAAAGAUUAAGUGAUGAUUAAAAGAAUUUAGAUGAAAAAGAUCUAUUUAAUCGUCUUAUUUCAUAAGAAAGUAAGAAAUAAACUGAAGAAGCUAUAUUUAUAUUAAUGAUUUGUCAUAAUACUUCAUCUUCUUUUAAUAAAACAGAUGAUCUAUUUAAACAUGAAUUUUCAUCAAAUGUUGAUAAUUUAUAAUUAGAUUUUAUAUCCAACUUUGAUUAUAAGUUUAUAUGUGCAACAAAAAAUAAAUCUAAAUAUAUAUUAGAGAUUAAUGGAAAUCUAGUUGAAGUACCAGUUACUGUUACAUAAUUAGAACAUUAUAAAAUUAGUGUUAUUAUUUCUAGAUAAGAUUAUGUACGAUUCUUUGAAGAUGUAGAUUUGGCAUAUGAAUAUGUUUAAUUUAUUAGAGAUGAUAGUCAAGAAAUGAGUGAUUAAAUUCUUAUGGAUAAAGAAGAAAGAGAUAAAUGGGAUGCAAUGAUAUAUAGAAUGCAUUAAAAUGGUUGUAGACCAGUCAUAUUCUUUAAAUCAUUUUUAGAUGCAAAUUAACACACUUUAUUUCUCAAAAAUCCAAUUUAAGAAUUGAAAUCAUAACCAAGAGCAUAUGAAUUAUGUUUAGUUAUUGGAAUAAGAGAGAAAUUAAGAAAAUCAAUUUCAGUUGUAAUUAAAAACUUUUUAGCAGCAGAUAUGAUCAUUUGGAUAGCAAGUGGUGAUACUUUGGAUAAAGUAUUACCUAUUGCCUAUAAGACUGAAAUUCUUAAGGAUCUAAUUCCUAUUAUACAUUUUGAUCAAUAAGAAGUCAAUCUACAAAUUAAAUAAUAGAUUUAAUGGUUAUAUAAUAAUCAAAUUAAACAUUUAAAAGAUGAUUCUAUAAGUGUUGAAAAAAGAUCAACAGAACGAUUAGUUUUGAGUCCCAAUCAAAAAAGAAGAUCAAUUCAUUCAAAUGCUAGAAGAUAAAGUACCAAAGGUUUAUUGCCUGGAUUAGCAACAUCUUAAUAAAAAAUUAAACCAUUUUCAAUUCUUAUACAUGGUGAUACUUUAGAGAAAAUAUCAUAAGAUAAUUCUUUGUUUAAUCAUCUAGCAUUUAUAAUAGCUUUUUCAACUUCUGUUGUUGGAUAUAGAAUGUCUAAAUCUUAGAAAGCUAUAUUGGGUAGAAUAUUAUAAGAGAAGUAAGUAUGGAGAAGAAAAAUAUUAGUUAUUGGAGAUGAAAUUAAUGAUAGUCAAAUGAUGGCUUAUUCAGAUUUUGCAAUUUAAUUACAGAGUGAAAGACAAUUAUAAAAAACAACAAUAGAAAAGAUGGAAUAAUUAUAGAGAGGCAAAAAGGAACAAAAGAGUUCAAAAGUAUAAUAGGUGAGUGGAAAGAACAUUAACAAUAUCAUAAGUAAAAAAUCAAUUUAAAAUUAGAACAUUAGUAUAAGACAAUUCCUUAUAUUGGAAUGGCAGAUAUCAUAGUAAAAGAUUUUAAAAAUCUUAUUAGUCUAGUAUUAAAUGAAAGUAGAUAAUCUGCUGAAUUAUUAGAGAAUAUUAUAACAUUCUCCUUUUAUAGAAGUUAUCUUUUAUGUUUUACUCUAUUUUUCUAAAUAUUAUUCACUGGAAUAACAUUCUAUCCACCUUUAGAUUUCUUUUAAAGUUUACUUUAUAUUAUCCCUUGUUUUUCAAUGUUUUUUUAACGUUUAACUUAAAAAGAAGAGAAAGUAAACAGCAUAAAGAAUUAAUUAGUAUUUUUUUAUAAUCAAAAUCAAUUGGAUUUUAGAUAAAUGAGAUAUUGGUUGUUCUUCUAUAAAGUGAUAUUGUAUUCAGCAUUUGAAGCUCUUAUCAUUUCUGUGACUCUACAGAAUAUGGAUUUAAAAAGUAAUAAAGGAUAUAGUUUUGAUGAAUAAAUGAAAUCUAUUUAAUAGUUUGUAAUUAUACUGUUAUUAGAUUUAACUAAAUUACUGACUCAUGCCAAUAUUUAUUAAUAUAUAAUUCUACCUAUUGCUUAUUUUGGAUUAUGUACUGUAGGUUAUUUAGAUUAUUUUGAUUAUUAAUAUGGAGAAUUAUUCUAAUUUGUAUUAUCUUUAUAAUCUAUUCUCUUUAUAAUAGCAAUAUAGUUAAUGUUUUUUUGUUUUUAAAAGAUUUUGACUCAAUUUCAUUCAAUUUACAUGUACAAUCAUACAUAUUCACCUGAAGAUCAAAUAGAAAUUAACAAUAAAAUUAAACCAAUUUAAAUUUACAAUUAAAAAAGAAAGAAUGAAAAUAUAGUAAUAAAUAUAUAGAAAUAUGUAUUAAAGUUAUUUAAAAAUGAAGAAGAGAUUGAUCCUAUAAUAAAGUAAGUACUAUCUGGAAUUGUAUUAAGUGUAAAGACUACUAAGAUUAAUAAAAUAACACAAACAUUUAAGAAUAUGUAAUUAGAAAUUAAAUAUUAAUUAAAUGAAUUACCAUCUAUAAUUGAAUAUUAUAGACUCUACUAUCCAUUAAGUUGGAUGUUAGUAGAAGGAGCAAUCUUAGUAUAAAUUUGGUUGAUAAAUACUGAUGUAGAUUAUACAUGGUUUCUUUAUUUCACAUUUGGAUAUAAUGCAGCCUAAGUAUUAAUGGCUUUAUUUAUAUAUACAGUUGCUUUUAAGAAGUAUCAUUUUAGAAUUAGUAAAAUAUUGAUUACUUGUAGAUUGAUAUAUAAACUUAUUUAUGAUGCCUAUUUCUAUUAAGAUAAUAAUAAUGAAUUAACAGAUAUGUUAAUAAUGUAAUUAUUCAUGUUAUAACCACUUAUUGAUGAUAGACCUUUAACAAUUAUUUUUUAUUGUUUUGUUGUCAAUAUAAGUUUUAUUAUUAGAUUCAGUUCUAAUAAUACAACGACUGAUGAGAAUUUCAAUAAUUAUAUAAUGUUGAAUUAUUAUCUCAUUGCUUUAAUGUAAACAGCUUUAUCAAGUGGAAUGCAUCUUAGAAUUUAAAGAAAUUCUAGAGAAGAAUUCAUUUAAAUGUUGACUCUUGAUCAAUAAACCAAUUCUAUUAGUGAUACACUUAGUAUUUUGAUGCCUAGAUUUAUAAGAAAUAUGAUUAAUUAGAAAGGAGAAUUUGAUAUUUAAGAAAAUUAAGGAGAAGUGGCAAUUCUAUUUUGUGAUAUAUGUUAAUUUGAUAAAAUAAUUAAGACUGAGAAGGAAAAUGUUAUACAUCUAUUAGAUAUCUUAUUUAGACAAUAUGAUUCAUUAUGUAGUCAAUAUGGAUUAUAGAAGAUAGAAACUGUUGGUAAAACAUAUAUGGCAGCAGCAGGACUUAAAAAUAUAUCAACUUAAAGUAAUGUUAAUCCUGUUUUAAGAACAAUUCAAGUAGCAUUUGAAAUGAGAAGAUUUGCUCAGUAACAAAAUUUUGGUACAUCUGAAGAGAUUAUUGUAAAGAUUGGUGUACAUUAUGGGAAUGUAAUUGCUGGUGUCAUUGGUUAUCAUAAACCUUAAUUUUCUUUAAUUGGAGAUACUGUCAAUACUACUUCUAGAGUUUGUUCAACUGGUUAAGAUGGUUAAAUUAAAAUAUCAGAGGAGGCUUAUAGAUUAGUUAGUGGAUCAUAGGAUUUUAUAUUUACAGAAGAUAUUGUUGAUGCUAAGGGAAAGGGUUCAAUUACUACUUAUAUUUUAUCUGAAUAAUAAAUUACAAAGAAUUUGAGAAAUAAGAAUAAAUCUUAAAAAUAGAAUACUAAUAAUUAUCCUUCAAAUUCAGUAACUGCUAUUGAUAAUCCUGCUAGAUUUAAUAGAGAUAAAAAAAUAAAGAGAAAACCAACUCUUGUAUUACCUCAUUUGAAAUAAAAUAAUCCAAAAUUAUAACACAAAUCUAGUUUAAAUGUAGAUGCUCAUUAAUAAUAAUAAUCACAUGGUGAUAGUGAACAUGCAAAUCCUAUUGGAUAGAAAUUCUCUAUUGAAGGUGCUAAUUUAAUUGAAGCAAUAGAAAUUAAAUUAGGUAAAGAGAAUUUAUUAGUUGAUGAAAAUUUUGAUUUUUUAAAUGGAGAAAUUGAGAAAGAAAAAUUAAAAUAGUUAAAUUAAAAUGAAGAUGAAUUUAAAGAAUGUGAUGUUCUUAUAUUAGAUAAAAAGAAAUUAUUCUUAGAUUUUCAUCCUGAUGUAGAUCAUUAACAUAUUGAAGAUUUUUAUAAAGAAUUAACUAAAAAGAAUGCUUUAUUAGUGAUAUUAUUGAAAGCUGGAGUAGCUAUAUUAUUAUUAGUAUAAAAUACAUCUACAAUUUUAAUUUCAUAGAUCUUUGAAAACUAAUAUACAUGGUUUAUUAAUUUGAGUUUUGGAUAUCUAAUUGUUACAAUUAAAAUGGGGUUUCUAAUUCUAUUGUUAAUGAAAUAAUAUAGAGAAAGAGUAUUCAAAGAAACAUACUUUAUAUACAGUUAUAUUAUAACUAUGGUAUGGUGGAUCAUACAUAUAUUCUCAUACUAAAGUUUUAUAGUUGGAGAAAUUUGUAUUGCAGUAGGAGUAUUCUUAUCCUUCAUGACAUAAUUAAAUCCAAUAAUCAAAAUGAAAUAUAAGGUUAUAGAAAGUAUAUCUAUGAUAUCAGUUAAUUUAAUUGUUGUACUUGUUAAGAAUUGGGAGAAGAGUUUAAUUUAUUAUGCUAUCAUUUUAUAAUUGAUUUUCAUAUCUAAUCAAAUUUAUAAAUUCAAUAAGAAUGUUUAGAUGUAUAAUAAUAAAUGCAAAUUAAAAGCAAAACAUUAACAAUUAGAUUAAUUGGUUAAACAUUAAUUACCUAGACAUAUGUUAGAAUAAUUUUUAAAAUUUCAAUAAUAAAGGGCUGUUUUAAAGGAUAGUUAUGAUAAUGUAACAUUACUUUUUGCAGAUAUUGCAGGAUUUACAGAAUAUUCAAGUAAAGUUCCACCAGAAUAAGUUGUAUUUAUGUUGAGAAAUCUAUUUACUGAAUUUGAUAAAUGUUGUUAAGAAAAAUCAGUCUAUAAAUUGUAUACAAUAGGUGAUUGUUAUGUAGUUAUGGGUAUGUUAGAUGCAAAAGAUAGAAAUAUUGCAUUGGAAGCUAAGAAUACUGUAGAAUUAGGAUUUGAGAUGAUUAAUAUUAUCAAACGUGUUAGAGAUCAUAUAAAUUUUUAAGGAUUAGAUAUGAGGAUAGGUAUUCAUACAGGUUCAAUUAUUGGAGGAGUAUUAGGUACAGAAAUUGUUAGAUAUGAUAUUUAUGGACCUGAUGUACUUGUAGCAAAUAAAAUGGAAUCAAAAGGUGAAAAAGGAAAAUUAUAGGUUUCAUCUAGUACAAAAGAAAUCUUGGAAUAACAUUAUUCUGAAGAAUUCAAAUUUACUUUUCAUACUACAGUUGAUAUUCCAUCUAUUGAUAGAUCUACAGAUGGAUUUUUUGUCAAUUUUAAAUCUUAUGAUGAACCUUCAAUGGAUUUACAAGAUGAAGUUUCUGAUUGUUGACU